Molecule: messenger RNA, 954 nt
Organism: Lodderomyces pseudojiufengensis
Lineage: Eukaryota; Fungi; Ascomycota; Pichiomycetes; Serinales; Debaryomycetaceae
Gene: HST2
Product: histone deacetylase
Exons: 1
Coding region: 1-954 (317 amino acids)
Molecular function (GO): histone deacetylase activity, NAD-dependent; NAD+ binding
Source: RefSeq, a predicted model, not a curated record
AUGUCAACUACAAGCUUUGAUAACUUGGUUAAAGCCAUAAAGAAAGGAAAAAAGGUUACUUUCUUUAAUGGUGCAGGUAUAUCAACAUCUGCUGGCAUUCCUGAUUUUAGAUCGCCAGAUACUGGAUUAUACUCUAAUUUAGCAAAAUUAAAUCUACCGUAUGCUGAAGCAGUGUUUGAUAUUGAAUAUUUUAGGGAAGAUCCGAAAGCAUUUUAUACUUUAGUCAAGGAACUUAUGCCUGGCCAAUUUCCACCAACCAAAUUUCAUUAUUUGCUCAAAUUGUUUCAAGAUAAAGGUCAAUUAAAAAGGGUUUAUACACAAAACAUAGAUACAUUGGAGAGGCUUGCUGGCAUUGAUGAUGAAUAUAUAGUUGAAGCUCAUGGAUCUUUCGCAUCUAACCGCUGUAUUGAUUGCAAGAAAGAGAUGUCGUCCGAAACUGUCAAGAAAUUGAUGAAUAAAGGUAUACCAAGUUGUGAAACUUGCGAUGGAUAUGUGAAACCUGAUAUUGUAUUUUUCGGAGAAGGGUUACCAGAGAAGUUUUUUAGCUGCUGGAACGGAGAUUGUGAAGAUGUAGAUAUUGCGAUAAUUGCUGGAACUUCAUUGACUGUUCAUCCCUUUGCGUCAUUGCCUCUGGAGGUUCAUAAAAACUGUAUUAGAGUCUUAGCGAAUAAGGAAAAAGUUGGCGAUUUGGGAAGUAGAAAGAAUGAUAUUUUGGCUGUUUGUGGAUGUGAUGAGUUCGCUGAGAAGCUUGCUCGAAUAUUACAAUGGGAUGUAGAGUUGAAUAAAAUGUAUGAAGAUGGUCAAAAGAAGUAUGGCAAGCAAGAGAAUUCAACAGAAGAGAAAACGAAUGAAAUUAAAACCAAGCUCAAAGAGAAUGAUGAAAAAGAUGUAAAGGAUGAAGAAGCAAAUGAGAAUGAAGAUGUUUCAAAAUUGGUGGAGAAAUUAAAAAUUUAA